Beta vulgaris subsp. vulgaris (sugar beet) is the source of this 3491-nucleotide messenger RNA. RefSeq lists its product as hypothetical. The record is from RefSeq and is a predicted model, not a curated record. The transcript has 9 exons. Lineage: Eukaryota; Viridiplantae; Streptophyta; Magnoliopsida; Caryophyllales; Amaranthaceae. Bases 657 to 3206 code for a protein of 849 amino acids.
GUGCUAGUCAAAAAGAAAACACAAAAACCAGAAAAAUCUUGAUGGUGUGAAAAUGGGACAAUAGAGGAAAAACAGGAACAUAUGACCAAAUUAAAGAGAGCAAAUUAACAAAAACAACAAAAAAAACAACAAAAGUUUGGAGGAGAGAGAAGAGGAGAAUCGAAAGAGAAGAGGAGAUUCGAGACAGACUGAUGGGAUUUGUAUGCUGAUGAUGAGUUUGGAAAAUUAGAGAUUCCACAAUUUACUCCUAAAAAAAGAGAGAAAAUAAACAAAUUAAAAAUCCCAUUUUUAUUGAUUUUCAGAUUCCAAAAUUCCUUUUUUUUUUUCUUUUCUUUUCUUUUGGGGUUUAAUUUUUUUUUUUUGUUUCCUCUCAUUUUUUUUUUCUUCAGUUUGGGUAAUAAAUUGACAUUUAAGCUAGUGCCCAGAUUCGGAUUCGUUCAAAAUUCCCUAUUUUGCAUCAAACCCUUAUCCAAAAAUCUGAUUUUUGAUUGACCCAGUUGAGAAAUUUGAUUGAAAAACUUAUGAAUUUUUGUGGGUUUGUUGUGUUUUUUCAUUUUGUGGGUUUGAGUUUUUUGUAGGUUUUUUUUUUUUUGUUUUUGUUUUUGUUUUUGUUUUUGUUUUUGUGGGAGGUGCAUAACAAUAAAGGCACUGAUUGAAUGGGUGAUUUUAGGGAACCAAACGGUGUCGUAUUGGAAGAAUCAUCAGUGCCAUCAUCAUCUUUUUCUCUCUCCUCUUUUAGCCCGGAAGUGUGGGCCCGGGCCGAGCAGACAACCCAUGAAAUUAUCCGGCAGGUUCAACCAACUGUUGUGUCUGAGGAGAGAAGAAGAGAUGUUGUUGAUUAUGUUCAGAGGCUUCUUAAAGGUUAUCUUGGUUGUGAGAUUUAUCCUUUCGGAUCAGUACCAUUGAAGACUUAUCUUCCUGAUGGAGACAUUGAUCUUACCGCAUUUUGUGGUUUUAAUCUUGAGGAAGCUUUUGCAAAUGAUGUGUUCUCUGUCCUAGAAGCAGAAGAUCACAACCCUGCUGCUGAAUUUGUUGUAAAGGAUGUGCAGUACAUUCGUGCAGAGGUUAAGCUUGUAAAAUGCCUGGUACAGAAUAUUGUUGUAGACAUAUCGUUUAAUCAGAUAGGAGGGUUGUGCGCGCUGUGUUUUCUCGAGGAGGUUGAUCGUUUAAUUGGCAAAGAUCAUCUUUUUAAGCGCAGUAUCAUUUUAAUCAAGGCCUGGUGUUAUUAUGAGAGUCGUAUACUGGGUGCACAUCAUGGUUUAAUAUCUACAUAUGCCUUAGAGACGCUGGUUUUGUAUAUUUUCCAUCUCUUCCAUUCAUCUUUGAGUGGUCCUUUGGCAGUUCUACAUAAAUUUCUGGACUACUUCAGCAAAUUUGAUUGGGAAACUUUUUGUGUGAGCUUAAAUGGUCCAGUCCAUGUAUCCUCAUUGCCAGAAAUUGUGGCCGAGAGACCUGAAAGCAGUGGGGGAGAUUUGUUGCUUACUGAUGAUUUUAUGAGAGAAUGUGUGAAAAAAUACUCUGUUCCUUCUAGAGGAAAUGACACAAAUUACAGGACAUUUAUGCAGAAGCAUCUUAACAUAGUCGAUCCACUAAAAGAGAACAACAACCUUGGUCGCAGUGUCAGUAAAGGAAACUUCUUUCGUAUAAGGAGUGCCUUUUCAUAUGGAGCUCGGAAAUUGGGUCAAAUUUUGUUGCAGCCUCGGGAGAAUAUAGCUGAAGAAGUUCGUAAGUUUUUUACUAACACACUGGAUAGACAUGGAAAAGGACAGAGACCUGAUGUUCAGGAUCUUCUGCUAACAUCUGGGUGCAAUGGGUUUGCUCCUGACAUUUUUAUUUGUGGAUCUGAACCUGUAUUAGAUGAUAAGUGUGCUCAUGAAGAAGAUUUUAUCGACUCUAUCAACCGAGCGAGUGAACAUAGUGUAGGUUUUGGGGAUACAAGGCAGGGAGGGGUCAGUAAGUUCAGAGAGCCUGGAACCUAUUUGGAUGGAACUGAAAUGGAACAUCCUAGAGGUAUAAAUAGAUCAGUUUCUUCAAGAACUUCGCCAGCAGCUCAGUUAUCUGAGGAUGAUGUUUCUUCUUCUGCCAGCCGUCUUUCUGGGGAUGCGAUUGAUCUUGCAACGUAUGGGAUCCAGGAUCUGAGAUUAGCAGAUUACAGAGAUAAACCUUCUCCAUAUUCGGAAGAGGAUAGAAAAUCUCCAUUACCUAACAUAGCUCAUGUGUCUAAUUUAAAUCUUUCACAACCCUUAGAAAAUGGGAAGAUGGUCAAUGGAGAUUUAGAUGAUGAGCGACCCACAGAUUCUUCUUAUCUCACUCUCACUGGGCAUCAUCACACAUGCCAUGAUGGUAGCAACUUCACAUUUGGGAAGGAGGAAAAUAAUCAGCUAUGCAAUAACUUGGACUCAAACUGCUUGCGAGAUUCACAAUCUAUUUGUUUGAAUGAUCUUUCCUCUAAGACAGCUGGAAGCCAUGAAACAGAAAACAUUCACCCUGAUCUCUCAGGGGAUGUUGAUUGUCAUUUUAACAAUUUACAACAUGGCCGAUGGUGGUAUGAUCAUGGGUUGCAAAUGACCAUCCAGCCCAUACAUCUGACCUUGCCUCCUGUGUUCCAACAAAAAAGUCCGUGGGACACAAUCCGGCAGUUCAGGCAGGAUGUCAUCCCUCGAAUGAAUGUUCCAAGACAUGCCUUCUUGCCCUUAAAUCCUCCAGUUGUACAUGGUGCCUUUAAUGUGGAUGAGAUGCCAAAGGCUCGUGGGACUGGAACAUACUUUCCCGUUACGAACCAUCAUGCAUACAGGGAUAGAUCCAAUGUAGCAAAGGGAAGGUCUCAGGGACAGUUGAAAUCUCCUCGGACCAAUGGCCGAGGUCCAACACCUGUAGAUAGAAACCCACAGGUACAAUCUCCUGGUCGUCAUGGUGUUGGGAGGCCCAAGUCUCUGGACUCCUUUGAAAGUUCACCUAGAGGCAAGGUCUACAAAGAAGUUAAUGGAUUUAUUCAUUCUUCUGAGAAAGCUGUUGAAUGUGGGCCACCUGGGCACCCUUCACUGGAACCACCCUUUCAAGAGCGAGAAAAUUGCAUGCCUCUCGAUUCAGUCCCCUCUCCUGGAAGCCAAAAAGAGGAGUCUGUGGUUGCUGUGAAUGGUGACAGGUUCUCUCUACAGUCAUAUCGCCUUAAAGAUGACGAGGACUUCCCGCCAUUGUCUGUUUGAAAGAAGUCCAGCAAAAGGCUUGAAACCACAUAGCAGAAACUAGAAGUUUUCAGAUUAAACCAGGGGUUUAGAGGCAUUUUUGUACAUUUUCUAAAGUUGUGUUACAUUAUGUUCAGCUUUAUAGCUUACAGCUGAGGAGUUAAUGUUGCUCCUAGGAACCUAGUUGAUGAUUCUAACACGGUUUUUGGUAAUCCUUGUUGCAUCUGUAGAUAAAUUUUGAAAUGCAAAUCUUGUAGAUUUCUAGUGUAACUUUAUAAGUAUAUCAAAAGAGUGUAUUCUUUCUUA